Fusarium keratoplasticum is the source of this 6774-nucleotide messenger RNA. RefSeq names its product NACHT domain-containing protein. Gene Ontology annotation, molecular function: protein binding. The transcript is spliced from 3 exons. Bases 1 to 6774 code for a protein of 2257 amino acids. NCBI's taxonomy places the organism in Eukaryota, Fungi, Ascomycota, Sordariomycetes, Hypocreales, Nectriaceae. The record is from RefSeq and is a predicted model, not a curated record.
AUGGCUGAUCCGCUGUCCAUGGCAGCGAGCAUCGCUGGCCUCAUCAGUCUUGCCGACACCCUCUUCCGCCACACAUACAAGUUUGGGCGUACCGCAACCGGCGCCAAGAAAGAAAUCCAAGCUCUUGCUACAGAGAUCAACAGCUUCUCCGGUAUCCUUCGCAACCUCGAGGCACUCGCUGAUGAGCUGGAAGCCGAGGGGCAGGCUUUUGAGCCCGCCUUCCAUGUUGACCAUCUCAUUGAGUGCCGGAAAAUAUUCGACAAAAUUGAACGCCAGGUCACCAAGGCUCUGGACAGCUUCAACAACCGCUCUCGAUGGGAAGGCAUCUCCCGACAACUGAAAUGGCCUUUCUCAGCCUCGGACACGCGGGACUUGUUGCAGCAGCUCUCUCGCUGCAAGGACAGCAUCACCCUCGCAACUUCGGCCGACACCAUGCGCAACUUACAACUAUGCCUCAUGAAACAGCGAGAGCAGGGUCAAACACUCUCCAAGAUGGCAGCAAGUCUUGAGAAGAUUGAGGUUCGGACGGCCAUCAUUAUGGACCCGAGAAAGCAGCUUGUCUUGGACUUCUUCAUGCCACCAAAGCUCAACCCCCAAGCCAACUUGGACCAAAGUCUCAAGCUACGACAACCAGCCACUGGGGAGUGGUUCACUCAGUCCUUUGCCUUUACAGAGUGGCUUCAGUCGCCUGGAUCAAAACUUUGGCUUAACGGAACUGCUGGCGGUGGUAAGACCGUCUUAGCUGGUGCUAUGAUUCAGGAAGCCAUCGUUAGGAGCGGGGCCGAGUCUGAUGUCGCUGUGGCCUUUUUCUUCUGCGAUUACAAGCAAGAGGCGACACUGAAGUCGGUCAACAUCAUCGGGGCUUUGGCAUCGCAGCUUGCCAUUCAAAGAGAUGAUUCGUUUGAUCUCCUGCAGGAGCAUUAUCAGGAACUUCAUCCAGCCCGCGGCCUCAACAAGCCAGCAGACGUGGAUGAGCUUGCAAGAGUCACGGCCAGCAUGUGCAAUUUAUUCUCCCAAGUUAUCAUAGUUGUUGAUGGGCUUGAUGAGUGCGGUGAUGCUGUGUUCCAGGCCCUGGAAACCCUUUGUGACUUGGCCGACCUCGCAAACACGACUUCGAUGGCGCUACUGAGCCGGAACGAGGUCGAAAUUAGACAGGCUCUCGAGGGUGGGUUCAAGGAGUUUAUCAUCGAAGCACGUGAAGAGGACCUCAAAAUCUAUGUCCGGGCCGAGAUGGAACAGAGGAUCCGAACAAAGCAACUGGAUAUCCAAAACAAGACAAUCAAGGAUGAGAUCCAAACGGAGCUGGUCAGUAGGGCAAACGGAAUGUUUCGUUGGGUUGUUUGCCAGCUGGACUAUCUGGGCCAGCUGCUCACAGACGCGGAUCGCCGCCAAGCUCUUUACGAGUUGCCACCAACCCUAUCUGAGACAUAUCUGAGACUGCUCCAGAGGAUCAACAAACGUCCACCCCGAGUCCGCAAACUGGUCCAGAAGUGCCUUAGUUUCAUCGCCCAGUAUCCAACAAUGCCCAUUGAGGAGCUCUGCGUAGCCGUCUCCGUACCCGAGACUAUUGGUGCGCGCAUGGAUAAGACAAACAUAGUUGCAGAGAGAGAGGUUGCUCUGUGUUGUAGCAGCCUUAUACGGAAAUCCGCCCAAGAUGAGUACUUCGAAUUCGCCCAUUUCUCGGUCAAGGAGUUCUUGCAGGAUGAGAUGCUCUUGCAGACUCCGGAACUAGGCGCGUACAGACUUGUCGAGUCGGAAGGCCGAGCGCUGAUCGCUCUUCAAUGCCUAAGGUUCUUGCAAGUUGGCAACAUAGAUGACAAGUACGUGGAAUCUUCCCUCUCUGGCCACGAUCUGGCCGAGGGUCCGGGGUUUUCAUCCUUCUUCUCCACAGCUUCUCGCCGCUGGCUGGAUCUUACUCGGGAUGGACUUGACGACCCUUCACUAUUGAAUGCUGCCAAAUCCCUAUUUCACCACAACGCAACGCUCAACUUUCGUUUUUGGAUCUACAUUCUAUUUCAAGAAAUUCUCUGGUUCUACUUGGAAGAGGAUCCUUGGGAUGAUGUAGAACCAAGGGUCAGAGACCUGUCUUUCAGCGAUUCACUGCCUCCGUUGCACGUUGCCUCGGCGCUCAACAUUCCCGAAAUAUGUUCAUUCCUCAUUCAGGCCGGGGCUCGAGCCGAUGCGAGUUCCCCCCUCGGGACGCCGCUUCUACUUGCCGAAAUUUCGUUUCUCGGUUUCAUAGAGGAUUUGUCGGGCGAAUAUCCUGACCGUGAGUGGUUCUACUUUGAGGACAUUCUGCCCACAUCAUCUCGGCGAAACAACACAAUCGAUUGCCUCAUUUCAUCAGGUGCAUCUUUCAAUGAUCUUGAGGGCCUGGUUGGCGACCAUUCCGUGCUAUUGUCCGUCGCCACCAUUGGAUGUCAUUUCCGGGAUUUUGACCCGUUUAUUACACUGCUGGGCCACGGACACAUCCCUACUGACGGCGACAUAACUGCUUUUGGAGAUUACCUCAAGACAUGGCCCAAGAGCGAAGAUUGCUCAAACUUAGAAGAAGCCAUCCUUAGGCUACUUAACUACUUGAAGAAGUCAUCAUCAUACGACUUAGACUGGGGGUUUGACCUUGGCAACAAGAUCUGGCUUGCCGCCGUCACUCUUGGGUUCGACUUCACAAACGAUACAAGCUUGACGGACAGUCGGAUAUCCCUUUCAGUUGCGGCGUUGGUUGACAAGACUUUAGCCGCAAUCGGCAAUGACGACACUGCCACGCUCCAACUCUGUCUGAAAGACGGUCGUGUUAACGUCAACCAGACUCUCCAGCGAGGCGACAUUGAUGGAACAUUGCUACACCAUGCUGUCGCGGCCGAUGCCCUGGAGUCCACUCGUCUCCUUUUGAAGCUUGGAGGUGACCCUGAAGCUCGUACAAACACGGGGACUCCCACCCUUCAUUGUUGUGAUCUGGAGGGUGACGGGAGCGUCCUGAAGCUUCUCGUCGAGCACGGGUUGUCGCUCCUCGCUCAGAGUUCAGAUUCGGGCACGCUCUGGCAUGCUUGCGCAAGCUCCCAUGCAUGCGAGGUCUCAUUCGUGGAAGCCCUGUUCAACAUUGACCCGGAAUGCAACCAGAAGGCUCUACUUAUGCGAACAGAAGAUGGCUUUACACCCCCAAUGCUGGCCUUGGCAGCUCUCGAGGACGCCCCUCAGGACUACGUCGAGCAAUUAGAAAGCAAAGCCCUCCUGUUCCUACAUUACUGUCAGAAAACGCCGGAUUUCUGGGACAAGCAUGAAUCUUUGUUCAUGUUAGUUAGCCGGGCUGGCUCCAAGAAAGUUUUUCAACUGUUCUUAAAGUUGAACCCUGGGUCCAACGUGAUCAAGCCUGGCGACGCCACACCAUUUCACAGCUUGAGAGUCAAUCCAACAAAAGAGUGGCUGGAAUUCUUAACAGCAACCUUUCCUGCAGCUCUGCAGCUUCGAUAUGAGGACCAGCUACCACUCGAGAGCUAUAUUGAGAGAGCCUUGAAGGCCUCAAAGGCACCGAGGAGUGAUGUGAUACAAGUUCUCUCUCCUUCAGAGAUCUUGAGACUGAAGAACAACAAGGGUGUCACACCAUGGGAAGCUGUGUGUCAUCUGAAAGACCAAGCCCGGCACUGGGAGAACAAGGGGCAUUUCUUAUCAUCGGGGUGGGCAGAUCUUGACCGUACCUCGGCCAAACUAUUGGGCCUUAAAGUAAUGGAAGCCUAUGAAGGUGAAACUGGCCAAUGCGGUGUCUAUCUACUACUGGCUUGUUCCUGGAUAGCCGAUGGCUAUUGGACUGUUGUCCCAGCGACUCUGGAACAAGCUAUACAAUCUUCAAGCCUGUGGGACCCGACCCAAGACGUCGUUGUCGGCUACUUAAAGUCGGUGAUACGGCGUAUGGAUACCUCUACGGUCCAAAUCCUUACCAAGUACGGUACAGACGUUCAUCAGCGAGAAAAUGGGACAAGUCCAAUCGAGUUUGCCUGCGAGUCAGAAGUUGCGCGCGACCUUUGUUCGAAAGACGAGGGAAUCGCCAUUCUCCAAUGUCUUCUUGACCACUCUCGGCCUGAGAGGAUCAGAGAUUUCUCCACUGACGAUCGGGCUUUUUCAAUCUUGCACAGGCUCGCCAUGGAGUCACCUCCCAAGCGCAUUGAGUGGCUCUUGCGGAAACUUAUCGAAAAGGGGGCUGCCCUAGACGCCAUCAGCCCCAUGGCAUCUCCCCAAUCUCGCAUGUCUCCACUCACAUGGCAUCUCAAGCAGAAAUCUAUUCUCUGUGCAGAGGUUCUCCUGGAACUGGGAGCAGAUCCUCUACUGACUGGGAGUGGUGUGUUCGGACCCGCUGAUGCUUUCACGACCGCGGUUGUCGCAGGAUCCCUGAGUUUUCUUGAGAAACUGCACAAUCUCUCGGUAAAGAAAUCCACUGCCAUAGGCUGGACAAGACACAUAGAUGGUGCCUUGGGGCGUGAAAUGGAGAAAAUUCAGGGUCAUCCCUAUUUCACAAACGGCACUCUCUGUCAUUGGGCAUGCGCCGAAAUGAAGUUUGACGUCGUCGAGUUUCUCCUUCAGCGGCAACUGGUCGAGAACAUAGACUCUCCUUGUGAUGGGGGGCUCACGGCUCUUCAUUUUGCUGCUAUGUUCAACCAGGUGGAUAUCAUCGAAAUCCUCGUCUCUCACGAGGCGUCGGUCAAUCUUCAGUCUGACGGAGGCCAGACUGCUUUGCAUCUUGCAGCAUAUCUUGGAAAUAUUGGCGUGACCCGCGCGCUACUGCAACUGGGUGCUAUGAACCUGGCUGACAAGGAUGGACGAACAGCGAGCAUGUUGGCCAGCGCAGAGGGUCAUGACAACAUUGCCGAAAUUGUUGACAGGCAUUUUAGAUCACUCAACAGACUGUCUCCGGAAUCAAUAGCACCUCUAGUUCAGCAGCUGGGAAUAGCAAUCGAGCAAGGCAACUUAGACGAGUGCCAAAGGCUCUUUGCUAUCGGAUGCCCCCUCAAUGAACCGAUGCGUGGAUGGAAGCCGAGCUACCCUCUGGUCUCUGCCUUGAGCAAGGUGCAAAUUGCGAUUGCCCAGUGGCUCCUUGACAACGGGGCAAGCGUCUUGGUCAAUGAUGGGGACACUUGUCAUUUCGACAAAAGCAGCACCGUAGUCGAAAAUGCAGGGGCGUAUCUGGACUAUCUUCAACUUAUUCCCACGAUUCUUGCCAGGUAUCACGACGAAGGCGGAUGCUGGCUUCGUGGGUUCGAAUUCCCCUUGCACUAUGCUGCAUGGACAGGCCAGACAGAGAGCCUCAAGUUAAUACUCAACUAUUUGGCUGAACAUACCGUGGCAAUUAGUUACCGAAGCCAUAUUCGGCCUGAGGAUGUGGUUUGCUCGGUUGUGGACCGCAAGUUAGGGCUUAGAAAGCUGCACCCAGAAUUCUACGACAUAACAGCGUUGCACAUUGCGGUCUGGGUCGGAAACCUUGCUUCUACUCGGCUACUCCUUGAAAAUGGGGCAGAUCCCGAUCAACUUACGACAGAGGGGAAAUGUAUACUUGACUUUACGACUGACCCAAAGAUGACGGCACUUCUUCUUCAACACGGCGCAUCACCAGUCCUCGUUCUCACAGAUUCCUUCAACAACCUCCUCAAAGGUUGGGGGGGCGACUACUCUGUACUGAUGAGGACAUAUCAGGACCACAUGCAAAUCCCAGGUAUAGAACUGCGAGGCGCCCUCGAUUCUUCGGCGCCCUCCUUCAUUACUGAGUCGCCGGAUGAUCUGGACUCUUUGGCCACCCCUGAUACCGUCCUGGCGAUCGCAAGCCAGGGUCAUGGUUAUGUUUUCAAUUACCUACUCUGGGCACUUCCGCAGAUAUCGGCAUUUCUCCUGAAUUCUGAGCUCACUCUGGAAACCGUACAACAAUUCCCCUGGCACUGGACCCAUCGAUUUUCAGCAAUGGGCUUUCUUGACACAUCAUUUAAUCAGUUUCGCCGUCGUUUUGGAGACCGGGGUUUAAAGAGAUGGCUUAACCUUCAGCCCGACCGAGGAUGGAGCCCACUCUGCAGAGCUGCCUCGAAAGGCUCAAUCAAGAUCAUGGAGAACUGCUUGGAUAUGGGUGCCGAUCUUGAUUUUGAAGGAUGCCCCUUAGGCUCGGCUUUGAUGAUUGCGAGCGCAUGUGGCCGGCUCGAGGCGGUCCGGUUACUUGUUCGAAGAGGUGCGACAGUUACCUACAAUGGAAGGAUAGGGCCCAUCAACGUGUUCUCGGUGGCUCGAUCCAGGAAAGUCAAGUCCUGGUUGCUGGUGGGCCGGUUCAACGACAGAUUGAGGCUACACGCGGCUGACGAGGCUUCAACUCGCCACUCCAACACCCAAGUGAGCUGCUGGGGUGGGAUCGUGAAAGCCAGGUUCAAGCUCGUGGGCUGGACAGCAAGGCAUGGUGAAGAGUCAGCAUUCGAAUAUGCUCGAAGACUGUGCCAGAUCAAGCGGAUGGGUUUUACGGAUGGCAUUGUUCCAGCAGAUGGGUUCGUCUAUCCCCAGAAAUCUACACCUCUCAAUCACUCGACGAGUUCUGAGGGCGAAACCGCUACUUCAGGAGAGCAAUGGUUCCACCUUGAUGCUGAGGCAACCUCAUCAGAGUCUGUCUGUAUUGGCUCGGAGACCAGUCAGACAUCAGCAUCUGCCCAGAAGUACGAAGCGAGUUGCAGGGAGGUUUUGAUAGCAAGAGGCGCAUACCACGACCCAGGGGUGCAAGGGUUCACGGUGAACAUUGGUGUUGAUAGUAUUUAG